UUCAACUGAAAAAAAGAUUAGUGCCAUUUUUGUCACCAUGUAGCAUUCGGUUAAUGCAUAAUAACUUGAAAGAAAAAACAAAUAUGUAUUUUUUCAAUAGGAUUAAAUUAUUUUUCGUCUUUAUUGAGUUUGUGUGCUAUUCGAUUGUAUGUACAAAUGCAGCAUGUGAUACCAAGAUAAUUUCAACAUAUACUGGUGACGUAGUUUUGUCAGCUUCGAGUGAAUAUGCUUCAAGAGUUUCUUCACAAGAUCACAGUGCAAGUAGAGGAAUACUGAAUUUUACAGAGUACUCAGCACCAGAUGGCAAGGUUUAUCACGGAGCUUGGACAGCGGCAAAAAAUGAUAAACUACAGUAUAUUCAGAUUCAACUUAAAAGAGAUUACAACAUUACAGGAGUGAUAACUCAGGGUAGGGAUGGAUGUUGUCCACAGUGGGUAACACAGUAUAGGAUAUUGUAUGGAAAUGAUUGUACACACUUAAAGGUUUUAGAUAGUGGUAAUGGCACUGAAUUCAGCGGUAAUGCAGAUCAAGAUACCAUGGUAACCAACAUGUUUAAAUUUCCUGUCGCAGCUAAAUGCAUUCAUAUUGCACCCACGGAUUUCUAUGGCCAGAUUUCCAUGCGAGUUGAAAUCCUUGGUUGCCCCUUGAUGACAACAGUGUCGCCAUCUACUACUGCCAGCCUUAAAACAACAGCUUCUCCACCAUCAACUUCAGGCAGCGUAUACGUUGGCAUGACAACUCCAGCACAACAAAAGAGUUUUUUGCCAGGUGCAUGCAGCACAAAUUUAAUGACAACUAAAAGCAAUUUGACCACAACGGUCACUUCGUCCAGUAUAAAAGACAAAGGCAGUGUUCUGGUCAGUUAUCAGCCAGACAGGGCAAUUCUCAACUCGCAGGAAGAAACAAAUAAAACAACUAUAAGAUAUAUGGGAGGAUGGAGUCCAGCGAUAUCAGACACUAAGCAAUAUAUUCAGGUAGAAUUUUCCGAUCCGACCAUUAUUAGAGGAUUAGUUACUCAAGGAAAAAAUGGUUGCUGCAAUAAAUGGGUAACAAAGUACAAAAUAUCCUACAGUACAGACUGUAAAACGUGGAAUGUUUCUGGUGGAAACUCUGGCCAGAUUUUUAAAGCUAACACAGACAGAGAUACACCUGUCACUAACAUUUUACUAUGUCCUACUGCUGUCAAAUGUCUUAGAAUACAACCAGAAGAAUGGAAUAAUGCUAUAGGGAUGAGGUUUGAACUAAUUGGAUGUCAAAUUCAAAAUGGAGGCAUUUCCGCCAGUAAUGUUUCAUCAGCUACAACGCUUGCCAAUCAAGUGACAGUUCAAUCCACUAGUCCAUCAACUGUAUCUUCACAGGCAACUAGUUUGGCAGUAAAUAGUGUAUCUGUGAAUCAACAACCACUUUCAGGACAGCACUGCAAUUCAUCCUUAUUUUCAAAUAUGCCCUACAGAGGGAACAUAACCAUGACAUCUAGUAGUGAAUUGAUGAAGGCCGAUAAAACUAACGAUUUUAGUGCAGAUAGAGGACGUUUGCAUGCUAAAGAAACUAUGACAAUUGGCGUUACACUACAUGGCGGUUGGUCUGCAGCAGUCCAAGACACAAAUCAGUUUAUCAAAGUACAAUUACCCAGCCUUUCAACAAUCACUGGUGUUGUAACUCAAGGAAAAGACGGACCAGGUAAAGAAUGGACAACAAAAUACAGAGUAUUAUAUAGCGCUGAUUGCAAACGUUAUAACGUCAUUCAUCCUGUAGGAGGAGGGAAUUUUGUUGGAAAUACAGAUGAAAAUACCGAGGUUACGAAUAUGUUCAGUCGUCCAGUUGAAGCACUGUGUGUACAAAUAAAUCCAAUAGCUAGUCACAAUAGAAUUUCAAUGAGAAUGGAUUUGAUUGGUUGUUAUAGAGUUUCUAUGCAACAAUCGUCUGCUUCGACAGCACCAACAAUACCAAAAUUGCAACUUACUUCAACACAGACGCCGACAACUACACCGAUUAAAACAACAAUGCCACUAGUAAAACCAACACAAGGUCAACUAUGUCACAAUUCGUUGAUUAACAACGCAACUCUCGGUAGUCAUGUUAAUUUGACAGCGUCUAGUACAUUUCAUAAUCCAACUACUGGAACAACUCCUUCAAGGGCUGUACUGGACACGAAAACGGAAAAUUUACAGCAAUAUGGCACAAUGCUUGGAGGCUGGACACCGGCUCAUGAUGGUAAACAAUAUAUACAGGCUACAUUUUCCAAACCACAAAUGAUAGACAAAAUAGUAACUCAAGGAGUAGACAACAUGCAACAAUGGGUUACCAAAUUUUCAAUACAGUAUAGUCAGGAUUGUGUAAACUGGCAACAACUUCAGAAUCCUAAGGAAUUUAUUGCUAAUACAGAUGACAAAACAAAAGUUACCAAUAAGUUUGGUUGUCCAGUGUUUGCCAAAUGUGUGAGAGUUUACCCAUCAGAUUGGCACAACCAUUCCGGCCUCCGAUUUGACCUGAUAGGAUGUGAAAUCAUAGAUGGUCCGCAUCCAAAUGUAACUUUACAAAAAACGACCCCAGGUUCAAGUGCAUCUAUGUCAACAUCAAGCAGAAGUACACUAACUGCUACUUCAACAUCAAAACGUCCAAAUAUUACCACAGCCGGUACAACGUUAACUUCAACAAAAACAACAAUAAAAACAACAACUACUUCUCCAUCAACAACACCUAACCCUAAAUCUACACAGUCAACUACCACAAAACCAACCACAUUACUACCUGUAACACAUAAAAUAUUUCCGACGGGACAAGCAUCAAAUUAUAAUACUAGGGAUCCAUUAGAUUGUAAACGAGCUUUACUUGUCGAUCCAUGCACUAACCCUAUAGUAAAAAAGCACUGUUUUUAUUCCUGCAAUCCAAAACAAGGAAAUAAUGUGUUAUCUUCCACCAAUACAAUUCCAUUCAGACAAACAACUACUAUAACAAGUAAACAAACUACAAUAACACCAGUUGCAGUAAGCAAUGUACAAACAUCUCAUACAUCCUCUGUUUCCACGCAUAUGUCAGCAGCUCAUAUCAAUGUUUCACCGAGUCAAAGCAAUAUGCGUUCAUUACACUCAAAUACAAUGUAUAAUUCCCUCUCAACAAUUCAAAGUACACCAACUUCAAUGUUACCCUCUUCUAUUUCAAUGGGUGUAACAUCUUUGACACAUUCAAACAUUCUACAAACUUCGAUGACGACACAGAAUACAAUUAAAUCAUCCUCAAUUUCACCAAUACCAACUGCAAUUGCAUCAAUGUCAGUAACUCCAACAAAUGCAGUUUCCCUUUCUGCAACCCAUAAUGUCUUACCAACUGGUCAAGCAUCUAUUUAUAACUCACUUGACCCUAUAGAUUGUAAACGAUCAUUGUUGAUGUUCUCCUGCUCGAUGCCGAUAAUUGCAAAACACUGUCAUUAUUCCUGUUCAAAUCCUUCUUCUAAAUUAUUAAGUUCCAGUAUGUUUCACAGUUCAGUUUCUGUUGUUGCUCAUAGCCAAAAUAGUGACAAAACGUCAAUUAUAUCUCAAACUUCUUUUUUGAAUGGAAUUCAAUCAACCCAGCUAAGCAAAACCCAAAUUAACCCAUCAAAACCAAUCACAAAUCUAUUUACAACUAUGAAUCAAAAUUCAAAUCAACUACAUCCUUCUAGCCUUACUUCUGCUAUGUUCAGUGUCACUAGCAUGGUAAAUCCAAGUUCCAGAGUACAUUCGAAUUCGGCUAUAAUAUCAUCUUCUAUUAACAGUAAUCCGUCUUCAAUUAUCUUUAGAUCAACAACACCACAUACUAGCACUGCCCAGAGCUCUAACUCAAAUAUGGCUCAAAUGUCUAGGUAUUCACAGGCAUCAGGAAGUGUGACCAAAUCAAUGGUUCAGAGCUCGAUUCAGUCAAAGCCAUUGUCCGUAACUGGUUUAACUGGUAUUCAAACAACAAUACUACAGAGCGCUUUGAAAGAUUCAUCGGUUACAUCAGCAAUGAUGACCGCAUCCAUGCCCAAAGGUUCCUCUAUUACUCAGUAUUCUACAAGUUUAUCUAGUUUACCAUUGUCUGCAGUUCUUCAAAAUGUUCAAAGUAGUGACAAACCAUCAAGCACGGUAGUCUAUCCGUCUUCAGUCUUUCAUCAACAUUAUUUGAAUUCUUUAAAUAGUAAUCCACCUUCCUCGAUUAUUAAAACAACUCUAAUUAGUAGCCUGCCAUCGAGUGGCGUUCCAUCAUCUGUCAUGUAUCAAAGUGCUUUCAAAACUGGUUCAUAUUCAAGUUUGCCCCAAAGUAUAUUAACAUCAUCAAUGCAUGCAUCUAGUGUCACUAGCUUAACAUCACCAAUGCAGGCAUCUAGGGUCACUAGCUUAACAUCAUCAAUGCAGGCAUCUCGUGUCAAUAGCUUAACAUCACCAGUGCAGGCAUCUAGUGUCACUAGCUUAACAUCAUCAAUGCAGGCAUCUAGUGUCACUAGUUUAACAUCACCAAUGCAGGCAUCUAGUGUUCAUAGCUUAACACCAUCAAUGCAGGCAUCUAGUGUCACAAACUUAACAUUAUCAAUGCAGGCAUCUAGUGUCACUAGCUUAUCAUCAGGUGUAACAGGCCUAUUUACAUCAUCUGUCAGCAAAGGUUCUGGUAACUUUGUGAGUUCAUUUUCUUCUGUAGGGAUAACAUCUAGUAACACAAUUGGAAGCUCAAGUUUGCAAGGAAAAGGAAAUCCAGCAAUAUCUACGUAUGCAAGCUCUGGUCAGUAUACAAGUGUUGUAUCUGCAAUAAAUUCUUUACUGCCAGUUCAAAGUUCCAAUAUACUGAGAAGUCAGUUUGUCACAAACUCCUUUCUUCAGAGUUCUGUAAGUUCUCCUUCUAUAACUGCUUCUGUUUCCCUAUCACAGCUUACACCAUCAAUUGUGCAAAGCUCACCACCUUUGAGUUCAGUACGGCUAUUAUCUACUGUCCCAUUAUUACAAUCGUCAAUUUUUCAUUCAGGAUAUCAGUCAUCGCUUGGCCAUUUAAGUUCUUUUCAAUCCUUAUCAGUCUUGAAUCCUGGCAUGACAUCUAUACUCUCAAGUCUAAAUACCAACAAAAUUCAAGUGACUUUGAGUCAAAAUCAAGGUUUGACCAGUGUACCCUCAAGCUUAAAUCAAGACUCAUCCAUAUUUCAGAUUCCAACUAAAUCGUCAAUCUUCGCAAGCCUAAAUCCUAGUGCACCACCAGGACUUUCAAGUCAAAUUUCUGACUCGUCAGUUCUAUUUUCAAGUCCAAAUCAUGCGUUGUCAUCUGCGAUCUCAAGUGUUCACCCUAUCAUGCUAUCAGUACCAUCUAGUCUGAAUACUGAUAUGGUAUCUUCAUCUUCAAAUCUUAUCAUGUCAUCAGCAAUCUCAAAUAUAAAUCCAAGUAUGACAUCUGCUCCCUCUAGUAUUAUUCAAAGUAUGACUGCUGCAUCCUCAACACUUAAUCAAGGUAGAAUAUUUAUACCUUCAAGUCUUAAUCCUAGUAUGUCAUCCUCACUCUUAAAUAUAAAUUCCGGGAUGGCAUCAGCAUCUUUAAGUUUAAAAUCAAGAGGUAUAUCGACACCGUUAAGUACUAGUCCAAUUAUAUCCUUUGCACAAUCAAGUCAAAGUCCUUUGAUAUCCUCUGCAUUCUUAAAUAUCAAUCCUAGCAAAUUAUCUACACAGUUCAGUAUUAGUCCCAGCAUGUCAUAUACAACCUCAAUUAAAAACUCCGUUAAGUCACUAUCAACCUCAAUUAUAAAUACUGUAUCUUUAUCAUCGAGUAUCCCAACUGCAUCUUUAUCAUCAAGUAUCCCAACUGCAUCUUUAUCAUCAAGUAUCCCAACUGCAUCUUUGUCAUCAAGUAUCCCAACUGCAUCUUUAUCAUCAAGUAUCCCAACUGCAUCUUUAUUGUCUUCCAAUGGUCCACGAACAAUGUCUAUAAUAUCAUCAAGUGCAUAUCAAUCAGUUGCUAUGCUUUCGAUGAACACACCUGUAGGAUCUUACAGUGCGUCUAUGAGUACCUCCGCUAACAGUGUAAUGAUUUCGUUAAAUGUACAUGCGUUAGCAUCCAGUAAGUCUUUGACAACAUCUUUGUCGACAUCUGUUCCAUCUUUAAUUGAUUCUGUUUCAUCUAUAGAUUCCAGUACACAACUACCAUCAAGUUUACUUGUAUCUUCUGAGAUAUCUACAUCACCCUUUUGGUCUAGUAUGCAAUCGGUACAAUCAAGCGUACCACUAACCUCCUUUGGUGAUGUUUCAUCUUCAUAUGAAACUUCUGUAUCGUUUAUAGGAUACCAAGCAACAGCAAUGCCAUUCCUUAGUACUUCUAUGUCAUUAAACAGUAAGCAGAUGUCGCUCACCUUUGUCCCUCUGUCCUCUGAAUUAUCUCUUACAAUUUCCGAUUCAAGUAAUAUUCCCCUUUUCUCUAUGAGUUCUAGUAUCAUUGUUUCUUCUGGAGAGCAUUCCAGUGACCUGAUUUCCGCAUCUGAUAUUUCUUUAUCACAUGGUUAUUCACCCUUAUCAUCUGCAUUUGUGUCAAUGACGUGUUAUAAUAUCCCCGUAAUGUAUUCUAAUGCCAUGUCCUCUGCUUUACAAUCAGUAACUCCUACACUACCAUCUGUGCAAACGUUACAAACAAAAAAAGCUUUUGGUUCGUCUGUUUUACCAACUAAUUUGCCCAUAUCACAUACCAUUUCACAUAGCAUGCCCCAACCUUCGGUUAGCAUCCUUCAAACAUCGACACAAACUAGUAAAAUAACAACCCCAGCUUCCAAGCAACUGCCGACAACUAAACACGUUACCAACGUCAUUCUUCCAACUGGAGUUGCUUCAAUAUACAACAAUUUGGACCCACUUGAUUGUAAACGAUCAUUGAAAAUGUUCUCUUGCAGUAUGUCAAUAGUUGCAAAACAUUGCUUUUAUUCGUGUAGAAAUCAAAAUAGCACUACGGUACAUCCAAUAAGUCCUGGAAAACUCUCUCUUCCAACAGGAAGUAGUACAAUGGCAAAAUCUAAAAUAAUCUUUCAGUCACUAACUGCAACAUUUUCGAAGGCAAUGUCAAAUUUCUCGACAUCAAAAAAGCCAAACCUGACGAAAUUUACCAUUUCAAAAUCCAAACAAAAAUUAACUUCAACAACAAAACCUUUAACAUCUAUGCAAACGACAAAACCUUCAACAAUCUCGUCAACAACAAAACCUUCAACAAUCUCGUCAACGACAAAACCUUUAAUAUUCAUGUCAACACCAAGUUCGACUACAAAAACAACAACACAACAUAUAAAUCAUACCGUCAAAUCUUUGUAUGAUAGUAGAGACCCACAGAAUUGCAAGCAGUUAAUAACAUGGAUACAAUGUACUGAUUUCUAUUAUGGAAACAAGUGUAAAUUUUCUUGUGUUAACAAACAUAAUGCUGUUGGAUAA
Molecule: messenger RNA, 7400 nt
Organism: Mytilus trossulus (common blue mussel)
Lineage: Eukaryota; Metazoa; Mollusca; Bivalvia; Mytilida; Mytilidae
Exons: 14
Coding region: 54-7400 (2448 amino acids)
Source: RefSeq, a predicted model, not a curated record